UUGCGAGAUCUCCACUUAAUAACUAAAUAGAGUCACUGCUGCUAUCAGUCAUUUCUCCUCCCCUCCUCCUCCUGUUCUCAUCUCUCACUCAGUUGAUGCCCCUAGUUUGCAUAAUAUACAACCUUAGAAAAUAAAACUGAUAAAGUUUUCCUGAUUCUGUCCCAGACUCUGGAUUGAUCAUGGACCCACGGUCUGAGGGAUCCGACCCCCGGUCCGAGGGAACUGACUGUGUUCCCAACGGUAUUCCCUAUGUUCCGGAGCACAGGUCUGAGCUGUGUGUGUCAGAGGCUCACAGCCAGCAGCUACUGGGCAUGCUCAGAUCGUUCAGAGAGCGAGGCCUACUGUUUGACUUCACUAUAACAGUCCAGGACCAGACCUUCCCCUGUCACCGCUGUGUCCUGGCAGCCUGCAGCGACUUCUUCAGGGCCAUGUUUGAGUUGGACAUGCGUGAGUGUGGUGAUAGGAUGGUAACCCUGGGUAACCAGUCCCCAGAAGCUGUGCGCUGCUUCCUGGACUUCUGUUACUCUGGAGAGAUGGUCGUCACCCACGAAAACGUAGACAUGCUGUUCCAGCUCGCCUCUUUCCUACAGGUGCCUGUGCUCUUCAGAGCAUGCAGUGACUUCCUGAUCGGAACCCUGGAGCUCUCCAACUGCCUGAUGCUAUUGGCCCUCGCUGAGGGAUACGGCUCUGCCUCCCUCCUCCAGCAGGCCAAUGAGUUUGUAGUUCAGAACUUCCACGACCUCUCAAUGACUCCAGACUUCCUGGAUAUGCCGUUGGGCGUGCUCGAGGUAUGUCUGGGGUCGGACAGUCUGAGCGUGCCCAGUGAGGAGGUGGCGGUGAGGUCAUCCCUGAGGUGGACAAGUCACGACCUCCAGACCAGACAGAGGCUGUUGCCACGGCUACUAGCACUGCUACGGCUACAUCACGUACCCACACACACCCUGCAGGCCCUGGCCCGGACUGAGAAUCUCCUCUCAGGGGACCAGCUCUGUGUUAGUCUGGUCAGUGAUGCAGUGAGUAGACAGACACAGCUCAGUGGUCUACUGCCAGACGCCAGACCAGCCACCACACAGUCUUACAUCUACAUCCACAAGACAGAGGAGAAUGGAGAGAUACACCACAGCUUCUGUUACAGCCUGGACACAGACCAAUGGAGAGAGCUACCUCAGGGCCAGGGGGAGGGUUUUAGUAUGACCCCUGACCCCUCAGGCUCUUCCCUCACCAGCUACGCCGAGAAGUUGUUUGUGACAGGUGGUUGUCGGGGCAACUGUUGCCGCACGGUGCGUCUUCACGUGGCAGAGCCGUUCCAUGAUGCGACAGCAGAGGUUUGGUGCUACUGCCCAGUCACACACACCUGCACCCCUGCCCCGGACAUGGGGAAACCCCGUACCAUGCACACAGCCGUCACCACCCUGGACAGACUGUAUGUGCUAGGAGGGAGGACCAGAGGAGAAAGGGAGGGGGCUCCUAGCCUAAUGGAGGUAGAGUACUACGACCCCCUGGCCAAAACCUGGACCUCCGUCAGUCCUCUGCCCACUGCUAUCUACUACCCAGAAGCCAGUGCGUGCGGCAGCAUCAUCUACACAUUGGGUUCGUCAGUGGAGAUAUCGGACUCCUUCAACCCUUCGCUGGACUGUUUCCUGCGCUACGACGCUGUUUCUGACCAGUGGAGCCACCUGGUGGCAGAGUUUGGUCAGUUUUUCCACGCCACCCUGGUCAAGGCUGUGUCCGUCAACAACACUCUACACCUCUGUGACUUGUCUACGUAUAAGGUGUACAGUUUCUGUCCAGAGACUUGUGUGUGGCAAGGGGAGGGGUCGUUCGAGUGUGCCGGGUUCAACGCAGGCUCCGUGGGCGUGGCCAACCGAAUCUACAUCCUGGGAGGAGACUACUCACCUGAUGAGAUCACUGACGAAGUCCAAGUGUACCACAGUGGGCGGGGCCAGUGGGAGGAAGUGACACCAAUGCCACGCCCCCUGACAGAGUUUCACUGUCAGGUCAUCAGCUUCAACAGAUACAGAGACCCCUGGGGAGGAAGGGACACGUAACACACACACACACACACACACACACACACACACACACACACACACACACACACACACACACACACACACACACACACACACACACACACACACACACUACCUGGGGACUAAAAGCUGCAUCAAUGAAAUAAAUUAUGUUUUGUCAUACCUCAAGUAUUUAUUAGUUUUAUCACAUUUUAUGUUAUAUAUUUAUUUAUAAACUGGGUGGUCGAGCCCUGAAUGCUGAUUGUCUGACAGCCAUGGCAUAGCAGACCUUAUACCAUGGAUAUGCCAAAACAUGUAUUUUUACUGCUCUAAUUACAUUGCUAACCAGUUUAUAAUAGCGAUAAGGCACCUCAGGGGUUUGUGGUAUAUCGCCAAUAUACCACGGCUAAGGGCUGUAUCUCCACGU
Molecule: messenger RNA, 2439 nt
Organism: Salmo salar (Atlantic salmon)
Lineage: Eukaryota; Metazoa; Chordata; Actinopteri; Salmoniformes; Salmonidae
Gene: kbtbd3
Product: kelch repeat and BTB (POZ) domain containing 3
Molecular function (GO): protein binding
Source: RefSeq, a predicted model, not a curated record